Electrophorus electricus (electric eel) is the source of this 2083-nucleotide messenger RNA. RefSeq names its product threonine aldolase 1 (gene tha1). Lineage: Eukaryota; Metazoa; Chordata; Actinopteri; Gymnotiformes; Gymnotidae. Gene Ontology annotation, cellular component: cytosol. Gene Ontology annotation, molecular function: L-allo-threonine aldolase activity. Gene Ontology annotation, biological process: glycine biosynthetic process; L-threonine catabolic process. The record is from RefSeq and is a predicted model, not a curated record.
ACAGCAUGUCAACGACUGUUGUUAAGAUAUUUUGGCCCUUUAGGUUUUCCAUGUCAACGACUGUUGUUAAGAUAUUUUGGCCCUUUAGGUCUUCCAUAAUAAGUAUACAUUUACAGAAAUAAACUAUACGCAAACACCAAAACACACCACUUCUGAAACGAGCUAACACGCUUGUAUGGCUUUUGGUUUGCGUGGGCUAAAGGAAAAAUGCAAAUACGUAAUUAUGCCAAAAAAUUAAAUUCACGGACGUUUACCAUCGGCUACCAUAAAGCCAUAUGAUCAUAACACAGUAGUGUUGUUGGGAACCAAGAGAACCGAUAGGAAGUAGCUAGUGAAAAAAAACAACGUAUCGAUAGAGCGUACUCCAUUACACGAGCCUUGGACAAAAAAGCACUGGUCAAUCGGCCGCACCUAAGAUCUGUAAUGUGGCGCUACGGUAGGCGAGUGUAAAGUCACAAUUCACAUUUAAAGCAUGACUGUUAAUACACUGUCUAUUGCUAUUCGUGCACUUUCACGUUGCAUAAAAUGCUGCCCGACGUCGCGCAUUAGUCGUCGCUGUUUUGGAGCGAGUCCUGCCAGAUUCUACUAUGAAACUACAAAGACGGCAGACAGCAGCGCGGGAUCACCUGCUCUGCGCACCGUGGAUCUCCGCAGUGAUACUGUCACCACGCCAGGACCGGCGAUGCGCAGAGCUAUGGCAGAGGCAGAGGUUGGGGACGAUGUGUUCGGUGAAGACCCCACAGUUAAUGAGCUGCAGAAAAUGGCAGCUGACAUCUUUGGCAUGGAGGCAGCUUUGUUUGUCCCAACAGGGACCAUGAGCAAUCUGAUUGCAGUCAUGGUCCACUGCAGGGAGAGAGGGGAUGAAAUGAUAGUGGGGGAUCUCUCUCAUUUACACAUGUAUGAGCAGGGAGGGAGUGCACAGCUUGCUGGUGUACACUCCACUACACUCACUACUCUUGCUGACGGAACGUUUGAUCUGGACCAGCUGGAGUCAAAGAUUCGUCAUGGUUACCCCGAUGCUCACUACCCCCGUUCCCGCCUGGUGUGUGUGGAAAACACACACAAUAUUCUGGGUGGACGUGUGCUCCCACUCUCCUUCCUGCAGGAGCUGCGCUCUAUGGCAGAUAAGUAUGGGCUUGUUGUGCAUAUGGAUGGUGCCAGGCUGAUGAAUGCAGCAGUGGCUCUGGGCCUUCAGCCCUCUGUCAUACUCCAGCACUGCCACACCGUCAGUGCCUGUCUGUCUAAGGGACUGGGGGCACCAGCUGGCACCAUGCUUGCUGGGUCCAAAGACUUCAUCCAGAGGGCAGUGCGUGCACGUAAAGCACUGGGCGGUGGAAUGCGCCAGUUAGGCAUUUUGGCAGCAGCUGGUAAGAUUGCCCUGAAGGACAUGCCUGCCAGACUAGGGGAGGACCACAGGAAUGCCAGGAGCUUUGCUAAAGCUCUGACACAGUGCAGUCCCCCUCUGUACCAGGUGGACUCGGCCGCCGUGGAAACCAACAUAGUACUCUUCAGAGUGCGGGCCCCUGGGCUGAGCCCUGCAUCGUUCUGUGAGCUGAUGGGAGAGGUGGGUAAGGGUGAGGGCGAGGCUCUGGGCCAAGGCUUGCGUGUACUCUUGUUCCCUCAUUUCGGGGACACUGUGAGAGCCAUGUGGCAUCUGGGCGUUAGUGAGGAGGACACUCAGCUGGCUGCAAAGAAAGCUCAGUGUGUUGCUCAGCAGCAUGGCUUAAAGUGAAAGGGUGGCAGCUGAAUCCAGCGGAAGAUUGCUCAGACAGUCCACUAGAUAUCAAAUAAUACAGAGAACUGACAGCAGUUCUAAAUCAAACUGGUAAAAAUCAAACUGGAAUCAGCACCUGAAUGUUAGUGCAUUUUUUAAAAUACUAAUUUCAUAGGUUUAAGGCUGUCAAUCUAGUUUUGUAAGUGCAAAACCUGAAUUAAUUUGAAUCUACAGAAAAAAUCCAACCCACCAUGAAUAAUUUUUAUUGUGCUCAAGAUGCGAUGAUUUUGACUUUACUACUAUUUGUAAAUGUGACAUUAUUGCAUUAAUAAAAGCUAUCUUAAAUAAACAAACAACCUGAUUUGUAUA